Messenger RNA from Syngnathus typhle (broad-nosed pipefish), 3057 nucleotides. RefSeq lists its product as uncharacterized. The record is from RefSeq and is a predicted model, not a curated record. NCBI's taxonomy places the organism in Eukaryota, Metazoa, Chordata, Actinopteri, Syngnathiformes, Syngnathidae. The transcript has 9 exons. Gene Ontology annotation, molecular function: nucleotidyltransferase activity; tRNA binding; double-stranded RNA binding. The coding region runs from base 13 to 2550 and encodes 845 amino acids. Gene Ontology annotation, biological process: regulation of translational fidelity. Gene Ontology annotation, cellular component: cytoplasm.
UUUCCUGGUGCAAUGGCUCAGCUGCAUAUGUCCGUUGGCAUAUUGGGUAUCUCUGGUGGUUCUCUUCUGCUUUUGGUAAACAACUAUGGCAGCUCUCCUCAAAAAGAUUUCAUCCCCCAAACUGCCCUGGGGGUUCUACUCCUCACGGUGGCCGCCAUUGUAGCUUACGCAGGUGUGUGUCGGAGCCGGGAUAGGCUGCAGUUGUUCUCUUCCUUGUGUUUGACGAUCUCGGCCCUGUGGUGCGCCUCCAGUCUGAUCUACAUCCUGACAGGACAGGGGGUGCUUGAGCCCAAAGACCUGAGGUCCUCACUGGUCCCUGGCUUGGCCGCAUUUUCCUUGGCCCUAGUUGUCAUCGCCAGUGUCGCUCUGCUAGUCCGACAAGUGCUUUUGUUUGUUAUUGCCAUCAGCAUCAGCUUAGCUUGCGCCCAUCAAAUCGCCAGCCUGUCGGCCGAAGGUUUCAGCAAGGUUGCCACAGCAGCAAAUUACCUUCUGGUCUGUCUUGCGGGUGCUUACUUUGGUUCAGGGCGUCUGUUGAGCACUAUCACGCAAGGGAAAGUGGAACUUCCAGGGACGGGCUUGAAGCCAAAAGCCGAGUUGAAGACGGAGACACGGCGCGGGUGUGACGACGUGAUGUCAGUGGGCGUGGUGAUGAACUUGCUGUCGGCCUCGGUGGUGGCCAGUCCUCUGCUGGGCGUGGUCCCUCGACUAUCUGUUGGUCACGUCCCCUGGCUGUGGACAGCUGGCGCAUUCCAGCUUGCCACAUGUCUCAUCUUCUACCGAGCCUUGGAGCCACUCUCGGCUACGUUUUAUGGUUUGACAGCAGUGCUGAAGUUGGGCGAGGGCUACAGUGGUCUCCUAUCGUUCUACUCCGUCGAGCCGCACUCUCCCGUGCCCUUCCCAAUCGUCUUCUCCGUGCUUUUCUUCAUCCUGACUCUGUUCAGCUGUCAGAAGAGCCUGCUGGAAGCCCUCUACCAUCUGUUAUUUGUUGCUUAUUGUAUCGCAAUCGCUUCUCAACCUCAAGGCUUCUUCCACAAAGGGAGUCAGGGUGCACAAGCGGUUAUAUUUAUGGGCUCUGCUUGUAUGCUUUUUGUCAUAACCUACAACAUGGUGUCCACUAAAAUGAUCCCUACAGGGCAGGGCCUUUUUGAAGCCUUAGUAACCAGGAUGAGGGGCUUCACUGUUCGACCUCAUAACAAGGAGCUCCACGCACCUCUCUUAGGGUACUCCAAAUAUGCAGAUGCAGAGGUGUUGGGCCAUGCGUGUAACGUGUUGGCUACGUUUGCUAUAACAACUACAGUUGGAGAUGAGGCGGUGUUGUCCGUGCUGGUUCUCCCCUGGGUGGUGGUCGCCGGCGGGGUCCUGCAGCUGCUCUGCGGAUCGCUCGCUUUCUCCAGAGGAAAGACCUUCGAGAGCACCGUGUUUAUCCUCUACGGCGUGAUGUGGACGCUGUGGGGCUUGACACGAUACGGAGGGUUGUACGCCGGCGUGAAAGGUUUUAACGUAGCCGUCGGCAUCAUCGGUUUCUUGAUGUUCAACACUUUGGUGACGGCCGCAGCGCUGUUUGUAAAUGCCGGAUGGUUUGUGUACGCGCUCACCUUUCAGCUUAUCAUCAUCAGUUUCCUGUUGGAUGCACUCGAUGCGCUACCUUACGGAUAUGACAUUGGCGUCACCGUUAUCUUUGGCCUGGUCAGUUUUUAUUGUUUUGCGGCUCACCUUUUCAACAGCACCUUCCAGUCCCCUCAGAUUCCCUUUGGCACGCCUUUAAUAAAGCUGAGUGGGCUUGGGGGAGGGUCUCAUGUCUGCCCGCAUAUGCCAGCUCGAAAGGCCACAUCACUUCAACGAAUUGCAGACAUCAUGAGGAAUGGUGGAAUAUGCGGCAUUCCUACCGACACGGUCUAUGUGCUGGUGGCAGCUUGCGACAGGCCUGAUGCAGUCGUCAAAGCGUACAAGGUGAAGAAGCAGGCACAGGACCGACCCAUGUCCCUGUGGCUGUCCUCCAUCAAGCAGCUUGACCCAGUCCGACACCUGCUGAGUCCGCUGCUCCUUGACUUCAUGGAGGCUGCUUGGCCAUCUUCUAUCAGCAUGGUUAUACCAAGAGGCGCAUGGAUGGACACCUUUGGUUUAGGAGACGCUGCCAAACACAUCGGGACUCCCCAUAGCAUUGCUAUCAGGAACCCAGACUGUUCUGUGGCCACACACCUUAUAGAUCUAGUAGGUCCUGUUGCUGUGACCUCAGCCAACCCUACAGGAGAGGCUGACACGACCCACCACAACCAAGUUUAUGCCAAGCUGGGGGAUAAGGUGGACGGAGUUUUAUGUGAUGGACCAUCACCAGAAAACAUUGCAUCCACCGUGGUAGAUUGCACUAACAUUGAAUCAGGGCAAAUUGGUUUCUUCAGAGUGGGUCUUAUACCAAAAUCCAAGGUUCUUCAAAUUUUUAAAGAAGUUCAGACACAGCACAGGAGAGGACAGAGCAAUCCAGUGUUUGAAGGAGAUCAACCGCAAAGUGAGAUGGAGACGUCUUCAACAGAAGAGAGCGGCAGAGUCUGAAAAGUCAUCAACUUCAGUCUCAAGGGGACAGUCUGUUAAAAUUCCACUUCCAGAAAUAUGUUCCCAACAAUUGAUUCAAUGAAUUCACAAGCUUGAAGUAAAACAUUGCAUCAGGCGUGCAGGUUUUGUUCCUGUCUGGGUUGUUUUUCAUAAUAGUUUUUUUUUUUUAAUUCAGCAAGUUGUGGGGCCCAUGGUGGUUUCACUGGGGCAUUUGAAUGGACAUUCAUACUCACCCACCAUGUUAAUUUAUUAAUUUUAAUUACUUUGUGAAUAUGUUUCUGAACACGUUAUAUGCCGUUAUAUGCAAAUAGUACUGUAGGGUAUCGGUGGCGAAUAUUUGGGGAUUUCAAUAAGGCACCUGGGUCAACUACGGGGGGUCGUCAUUACCCGGAAGCAGUUGACAGAGAGCGGGAGUUUCGCCGUUACUUGACUGUAACUGCCGCUGUUGUGUGUGUUUCAGGCGAGUAAAGCUGUUGAAAAGAUGAUUAUCAGAAUUUGUAAUACUGC